Molecule: messenger RNA, 2424 nt
Organism: Lachancea meyersii CBS 8951
Lineage: Eukaryota; Fungi; Ascomycota; Saccharomycetes; Saccharomycetales; Saccharomycetaceae
Source: the annotation of a GenBank genome assembly
AUGAGGGCAACAAAACUGUGGAAAAGUGCUUUCCUGGGCUCUUUGACCAUACUGCUGUCGCUGUAUCUAAUAGCCCUUGGAAGUUGGGAAUUCAAUAGUGGGAUUGAGCAGGAGAGCUACGUCAGUGCCGUCAAAAAGGUAAGUGGACAUAAAGUUAUCAAGCUGGUAAGCAAGGCUCAAAUGUCGGACUUUUUUCGAGCCUGGAAUUUUGAUGAUUCGGAACUUUUGAAAGGUGGACCCUUAAACGACGAUCUAACGUGGAAAGAGGUGUGCUCAGACCGAAGUGUCGUUCGAGGAAACACUCAGAAUAUGUAGCCUUUCACGAAGUAUAGAUUUGAUGCCAGGUUCACAAUUGCUGCUUAUUACCGGUAUUUGCACGACAAUCCUGAAUUGCAAGAGGCACCCUUUAACUGGUAUGACUGGAAGGACCUUGGGUCUGAGUUGAAUAAGGUGAUGCUACCCGACGGCCCUCGAUGUGAAGACAUUUUUGCUGAGGAGUUCGCUGAGCACACUGGCGGAAAAUGGAAAACGCUCCCUCAAGUAAACUUGGCAAGAGACCUCAUAUCGAAAUUCUGCAUACCCAGCCUCGACUCUCCAAUCCAGUUCAGAGUCAAACAAGUACAAGGUCAAUGUGACUCAAAAGCGCUGGCGCUGCAGUCUGCAUCGUUCUUGUAUCACCACGAGUUAAGCCCUCUUUCUUUGAUAUUUUUGAAAAGAGAUGGCCAAUCCAUCAGACUAGGCACUAAAUUGAUGGCUUUCGGCGAGUCUCUUGCAAAUAGCUUGCUACUGAAACCCUUUUUUACGCCAUCCACUUCCACUGAGCAUGAAAAGGUGGAGUUUUCAAUCAUUGAACCCUCGGCUGUCUUUGACCCCCUCACUGAAUAUAAUAAGCUGAUGAACUCUAGUAAAACGUUUACCGACGGUGGAGUUUCUUCCAAGUAUUUGUUGGAGGCGGAACUCGCAAAUUUCAACUUCAGCGUCAAGCAUGAAAUAGAAGCGCUAGUCUCUCAGGGGAGUUUAACAUCAAAUGAACAAAUGUUUCUGAAUAAUCUGAUAUUUCAAAAGGAACACUUAUUGUCAGGCAACCCAGAAUUCAAAUACUUUCGCGAGACUUCGGAGCUCACAAACUUUGGUGGCAAGUACCAAAGCUCGACGGAUGUAAGGUUCUUCUCGGGCUUUGUCGAUGACCACUGGCAACGACAGCGGAUUUUCAACGCUCUCAUCAGAAAUUGGCUUCUUUUCGCGGGCUCAGAAGGUCUCACAUCGUGGCUUGCUCGCGAAUCACUGCAUGGUUACUUGUUCACCGGUUCGCAGUUUCCAUGGAGCCUGUCACAAACUUUUCAGAUGCCUGUUCGGGACUUGAGCUUGUUAGCCAAACAUUAUAAUCAAAGUCUGGUGAUUGCACCUGCCACAGAGGGUACUGGUAGGUAUUACAUUGACGUUCAGCCUUUUAUUGCGUCUCGAGACCACCUUGAUGACCUCAAUAGUGUUGACGCCCGGUUUAUUGACAUUGAUAGCGGAUUCUACAUUGACAUAUUCGGGGUCGGCUUUUCCUCCAACGUGCUGCAAAACGUGAGACUUCAACAACAAUAUGAGCUCGAUCAGGCGAGCCACCCAGACAUAGCAUCUUUCAACAGGGAAACCGGAUUAGUGUCCGAACGGUCCGGAAAGAGCUAUCUACUCACCGAAAUUUUCACAUUGCGUCUCUCCAUGUAUCAUGGCCUACCGGUACGGGUUCCUUUCCGCACUCUAACGAUUCUUAGAGAUGACUAUCAUGUGUCCCCUUCCCUUUAUGGACCUAAAAUACAGCUACACAAGAAUCGUUUUGUCCCCAGCGUAGGUGCUUGGGUGGAAAACUCAAAAUUAAAGGCUUGGCUCGGACAGCGAAGCUCUUUGAAGGCCCAUGAUUUAACGAUAAAGGAGCUGCAAACGAUGUUUAAUAAAAUUUCGAUCAUGGACCCCGCGAGCCAUCAAGAAUUCAUAUACGGGAUGAGAUCUGAGGAACAGUUUUCAUUUCGCCUCAAGGAACUGGCUAUCGAGUCCUCUAAACUGGAGCGUCAAGAAAAAUUAGUCGCUUUAGAGUAUCUGCAGAAACAUCAAUCUUCACUGGCGCCCGCAUUCUCAGACCCAUUUUUAAGCGAGAGGCGAGCAAAUAAGUGGCGACAACUAGUGGAUCAGAUGGAUACCGCUGUGGGCACGGGAUUGUUUUCCAAACGAAUUUUAGAGGAUAUCAUGAAUCAAAUAUCUGAUGAAUUUAUUUCUCGAAAGCGAUCCCAACGAGAAAAAAAACUAGAGCUGUAUUCAGCAAUUUCGGAUGGUAGUGCGGCAGCGAUUCAAACUACGCGCAUAUUCUCUAUGAGAGAAGAUGGAAGGGAGUACUCCGUGAUAGAUCCUUUGGUUUUCAAAACGGAUUUUGCAGCCUGA